ACACAUAGGCAGACACGUGCUGCAGAGGGGAUGUGAGUGUUGGGUCGCUGAGCAUUCAGGUCCCCCCUCCCCUUCUUCUUCUUUCUCACUCUCUCGCUCCCUCUCCCUGUUCACCUUGUCUCUUCCGGCUGCAUGGUUUAUUGUUGCGUCAGAGCCAAAGAGAGCCAGCGAGAAGCAUGCCGGGGGAGAGCUCUCCCAGAUCUGUACCCAGCGAAAAACAUCCAGAGCAGGGAGCUGAGGAGACAGGGCUCCCUGGACCAGACAUAACCAGAGAUCGUUCUAUUGACUCCAGCCCUAGUGACAGUGGCUCUUCCCCUAGUGACAGUGGUUCUAGCCCUUCUCCCAGUACUCCUCAGAGGCUACUCCCAGCAUGCACCUCUCCAUUUGGACCACGGCUAUUUCAUGCCACACCAAGCUCUUCUGGAACUCCAAGACCACAACCUGAAGGCUCUGACUAUCGCAACACAACCAGACUGUCUGGAAAGUUAGGUGGUCAUGGACCAUGUGGCCGCCAUGUUCCUGUUAUGAUGGAGAGAAUCAAGGUCCUGACUGGUUCUGAGGUGGAGAGUGAUUAUCAAGAGCCACAUACCAUUGAUGCAAGGGUGGUGAUGGGUCAAGAGAUACUGCUCAAAGCAACAGAGAUCCAGAAAAGGAAACCCCUGGUUGAGCCAAGUGGUCAGGCUAUCCCUUUGCCAGCUAUUCCAUGUUUUUUAGGUACUCAGCCACAUGCAAAAGAGACAGAGCUGGAAACCAGCAAAGAGGAACACCAGUUCAAAAUAUAUCAAAAAAAGCAGGAUCAGCAAAAAUACCUUGUGCAGACCCCGACCACGCUCCCUUCCAUUUUUCAUAACCCUCCAUUCCCUUCCUCCUCCUCCUCCUCCUCCCCAGAGGCAAUCCCAGAUGCGAGUUUGAAAGACAUAAAGGAAGAGAGUCAACCCCUUUCACAAGAUGAAGUGCCUUCCCUUUCUGAGCUGGCCUGUCCAAUUGCUUUGUCCUUCUCGGAGCCAACCUAUGCUGUUGACCCACUACGAGUGGGUGUGCCCACAUCUCUUGACCCCGACCUAUACUAUACCGCUCCUUCCACCCCGAUCAAGAUGACCAACCGCUCUCUGCACCUUAAGCAUCAUUCAUAUCCGGGUUCUCCAGCCUGCCCGCUCUCCCCUGGCACUCCCUCAGAUAGUGAGGAUCUCUGCUCCCCUCUUACCUCUCCCUCUGGCUCUUAUAUCACAGCAGAAGGAGGCAGCUGGAACUCCUCUUACACAUCGUCCACCUCCCCCUCCACUUCUCCCAACCUGCUCCUCCCAGAAGAAGCACAGGAAGCCCCUGCUUGCUUCGUGGGCUCCUUAUCAGAGAUUGGAGAUGAAGUUGGGGAGGAAAAGGGGCGAGCAGGUGUAGAGGAGGAAAGAGUAGUAGACUUCUGCCUGUACCGGCCAGCGGAUUUUGUCAUGAAUUCACGGAUGGGUAUAACAGGGACAGUGAUCCUUGAGGAGGAAGAGGCUUUGAAAGAGGAAAAGAUCAAGAUUUCAAGAGAAAGUUGUCGUCCAUGCUGGGUGACUGCCGAUACAUCCCCUCUCAGGAGCAGCAGCAGCCGUAGCAGUGACUCCCAGGAAGAUGGGGGGGAGUCUGAGAGCUCACUCUGCCAACUGGAACAGGCUAAUGCAGGAAGAGCAGAGUACUCUAGACCCAUGCAGACGGGCCUAAAAUUGCACCUGGAAGCAUGCAUGCCGGGGGAACAUUAUGGACAAAUGGAUGACCUCCCAGAACAACCCUCCACUGCUUUGACUCCUGACACAGAGAACAUGACUAUGGCCUCAUCUAGCCUUAGCCCAGACUCACCUGUCAGCCCCAUGGAUGCCUUCUGUCCUCCAGUCUUUGGAAGGUUUGGCCCUGGUUCUUUCAUGUUUACCCAGGCAGCCAGUGCUGAUGAUAUACCAGAUGAGGAGAGGAUGAUCCCUGCAUCCCUCAUCUCCUUUCCCCUACACACCAGCCUUAUCUUUAAAGCAGAUUCAAUGGAAAUCACCCUCUUCCCCACAGAAGACGAGAAUGAUAUAGGAGAAGGUAAUGACAGAACUGAAGGAAAGGAUGUUAAUGCUUAUGCAGCAGGAGAGGAGGAGGCAGAUGUCGAAGAUGACGAUGAUGAUGAAGAGGAUGAUUAUGACUAUGACGAUGAAGGUGUUGAGAAUAAUGAAGAUGAUGUCAGUGACAACCAUGGGGCUGAUGAGGAAGCUAAGGUGGAGGUAAAUGUGGUAGGAGAGGCGGAAGAAAAGAAAGAAAAAGAUCAGGAAGAGAAUGAUGACAAGUGUAAUCCUACAACAGUGGAAGAUCCUGCAGAAGAGGACAACUCAGCAUCGUUCCUUCAUUCACUAUCAGAGACAUCUAUCAAUGACGGGUUGGACGAAUCUUUCUGUUUCCAAGACGAUACAGAUGACUCGAUAGAUUCUGCCUCCUAUAAUGGGGAGGAGGACGAACGUCUGUACAGCACAGAGAGGCAUGCCCAAUCCCUAGAACCAAUGGAUCCACUUGAUUUAUCUGAAGUCCAAAGAGAAACGGAACAGGGGUCUACCACUGGAACAGGUCAUAUUGAACCUGUGCAAACACAGCUGAGCACAGACAAACAUGUGGAUAUAGAACCCAAACCUCUGGAGGAACCUAUACCCCUUGAACAGCGGUCUGCCACUGAACUGAAGUCUACCAGAACAGGUCAGACGACACCUUCGCACACAUACAGCAUAGAAAAACCACUGGAUACCCAGAAAAUGUCUGGCACUUCGGAAGCAAUCUCUAGUCAAACAGAGUCAUCCAGCAACCCAGAUGAGAGUGGGAGAGAGAGUGAGACGAUGGCUAUCUCUGGUUCCUCCGAUCCUUUCGAACAGCCUAAAAACCAACCUCCUUUUAACCCGUCCAACACCGCUGUUGCUCUCCUUGGACCACCUGACCCUGUUGCUGAGUUCCACACCUCUCCUCUUUUGAAGGCGUCAGACCUCAGCAAUAUAGUUCUUCAAAAAGAAUUGGCUGAAGAAAAUCCCCAAAUGAAAGAUGAUUAUUUGCAAGAGAGCAAUGAAUAUUCAGGGGAGGAACCCACAGAAGAACCAGAAAGAGACUCUUUUAAAUUGCUCAUCAAGCCUCGUCAUUAUCACGCGGAAAGCCACAGGGCUGUGGGCGCAAGUAGGCUUGUAUUAUCAAAGUUUUUCUCCAAUAAAUCGGAUGUGCCCGAAGGGGCUGAGGCAAUAUGUAGGAGCAGCUUACUCAGGGAUUCUGAAAUUGAACUUGACCGGAGGAAUGGGAAUGCCUCAGUUGAUUCAAUGAGUGUGGAUUGUCAAAGCAAUGAUUCGGCCACCAAUGACCUGAAUAAAGGGGUUCUUUUCCUAUCCUGCCCAAAAGACCCUAGUCCCAACCCCAGUAACAUCCCUGUUUCUACUUCUGCAGAGGUCAUCUCAGAACUUGUUGACAACAUUGCCCUGACCCCUAGUGACUCUGCCCAGGAGAACUUGAGAGAAAAUACCCUGAGUACAGAUGAAGGGGUGCUGGGAGCUGUUGGAUCUCCACACUCGCCCCUUGCAAUCUCACCCAAAAGGGAAAACUCAGAAACAGACAGCAUGGGUGGGAGCGGGGAGAUGCGACCUGGACCUGGGACAUGGUGCCAUGACAGGAUGGGUCUCGGUUUUAACCUAGCGUUAGGAUCAGGGGCUGAGUUUGCUGUCUGGGGAGCAGGGGAGUCUCUCUCCCUGUCUCUCGGGAAUAGAUAUGAGUUAGAGGCAGAGGGUCUGCUCAUGUGUGACACAGAGGGCCAAAGCACACAGAUGGCCGUAGUUUCCAACAUGAGCAGUGAAGCGUGUGGAAAUUAUGAAAAUGUUCUGCGUUCGGUUCUGGAUGACGAAGACAACGACAGUCUGUGUGGAAAGAGGGACCAGAUGGCGGAUGAAGAAUCGGUGGGUGAGGGAGCUUCUGAGUCCAACUUGGCUUGCUGGAAGUCAAUUGAGGAGAUCUCAGAAGCAGGCGGAGGCGAGGAUGGAAGCUCUAGAUUCCCAGAGGAUGAUGUCAGUAAUCUAAAUCCAGACACUGCUGGAGAUAACGCCCAUAUGCAAAUACAAAACACUUGGCAGAAGUCUAACAAUAACAAUGACUGUGGUUUUGACUCCUUCGAAGUAGCCAUGUGUGGAGGUCUGAAUGCUCUAUCAGAGGAAGUACGACCCCAGAGUUUUGGUAUCAGAGACUCUGUCUCCAAUAUUCCACUUGAGGAGAUUCCCCCUCGGGUUUCAGACACAAUUCCCGACCAAGGGAAACAAAAAGACAGCUUGAUAUACCUGGAACCAGACACAACACAGACUCCAUCCUCAAAGAAAGGUGCCUCCAGCAUCUCAGUGCCAUUAGUUGAAACUCACCUGGAAAAAGAUGUAACAAACAAGCACCUCAGUUCACCAGAUAAAGCCAGCUUUAUAUAUCAUACUCCUCUUGAGUGUCAGACAAUCACUCCAGAUACAGCAUUUUCUUUGCUAGAUGGAUCCUUUGGUUCAUUUACUCCUAGAUGCAGAUCAAAUGAAUCCCGAGCAAGUAAUGUUUGUCAAGGCAAGAUCAAGAAUUCUGGCUCUCAGUCAGAACUUGAGGUGGUGAAGUGUCAGAGCAAAGGCCAAAGAGAAGGUGAUACCUGUCAGGUGACUCAAAGACUUGUUGAUGAACCAAAGAGUAAAGAUGCCUUUAGAGGAGAGGAAUUUAUUGGAAGUAACUCAGGGGAAGAUGAGGAGGGCAAAAAAAUGGAAGUGAAAGCAAAAAAAAGAGGAGCGGAGAAAGAAAAGAAAAAGAAAAAGGAGAGAAAAAAUUCUCCUGCACAGAAAUGCCAAGAGCACUAUGUUUGUCAAAUCCCAAAAGGGGAACUUUGCACAGAUAAACCAAUUGCUGCCAAGAAAGUGGGGAGAGGGAAACAGAAUAAACACAGGGCAUCCCAGACAGGAAGACAUACUGACUGUAGCCCUGAAACUGUUGAUGAUUCAAAGAAACCUGUUUCAAUAAAUCCCACAUCAGAUGGAUCGCCAAAAGGGGUCACAGAGAAUUCUAGGAAGGCGGGUAGAAAGGCAAACCACAAAGCGCCAUCAUCGGACUGUGAGCAGAGGACACCUGGGACAGAUAAGGCUGCAUCUCAAUCACUGAUUCAGGGAGAUAACAGUCCCAGCCUUGAUGUCAAAGGUGAUGGAAACGGCAUAUCUACAAUGCGUAGCCCAGAAAACCUCAAUGUUAUGUUGGCAAAGAACCAAGAAUUUCAUCAGAAACAGGAAGUGCUUGAUAACAGACCACUAUCUGAUAGUCAGAGAGGACUCACAGUGGAUAUCAACGAUAACAACAUAGAUACAGGCCUCAGCCCUCCCUCUAACGAUGCCAUAUCAUACUCUCUGACUCCAUUGUCUCCUUCACCACCUCCAAUUUCCUCCUCCUCUCCUCUGCCAUGUGCCUCAACAGAGCCAGAUGAUGAUCUUCCUACACCUGUGCAGGAAUCCCAACCUGUCCUAUCAGCCCAGCAAAAGCCCUCUCUGUCCAUAUGCCGCAGCCACCCUACACUUUGCUCUACUUCCCCCACGGCACAAAAAGGCCCUGAAUCCCAAUUUCUCCCUAACAACAGCCUCCAGGAGAUGAGUGUUGUCUUUUCUGCAUCAACCGCAUCUACCACAAGUGUCUCUUCACCCUCAUUCUCCACUGCCACGUCGUUGAGCCUGUCUCAGCCUACCCAGGAGUCGUCUUCACCCGGGCCUGGGACUCUACAUUCACCAUGUUUUCCAGACUCUGUAUCCCGUCCGCAGUCUCAGCAAAAUCUCAACAUCCAGCCUCACAAACAAAUAAAGCAAGGUUGCACAUGGAGCAUACAAGAUCGGUGCAGAGGUCCCAGUCUGGCUGAGGAGGAGACAGAUAGUGAUGACGAUGGUAAACGGCCUCGACGUGGUCACAGAUACCAGGCCAGAGCAGUGGCAGGAAACAGAAAUGGAGCACUGCACGGAGAGUGUGGUCCAUCUAAUCAGCAGGAAAUACACCCUUUCUCUCCCCACCACAUGUCCAACAGACAGUCAGGCUGUCCAAUCAACCACAGCCACACGAUGGCAGAAGAGAUUGACCUUUCCUUCAAAAACAAUUGUCCCAUUAUGGCUUCCUGUAAUGAGUCUGAAAGCGAGGGGUCAGUGCCUGAGCUCGAGGAGCCAGAGCGGAGACCAUCAGAGCCCCAAUCUAUCUCCUUUGCAGAUGACGGGCUAAACAGACCAAAACAGAGUCGCAGUGAGAAGAAGGCUCGCAAGGCCAUGUCUAAACUUGGUUUGAAGCCGGUCCAUGGUGUGACCAGAAUCACAAUUAGGAAGUCCAAGAGUAUCUUGUUUGUCAUCAGCAGACCAGAUGUGUUCAAGAGCCCUGCAUCGGACAUUUACAUCGUAUUCGGAGAGGCAAAGAUUGAAGACCUAUCUCAGCAGGCUCACAAAGCGGCUGCAGAGAAAUUCAAGGUGCCGGUGACCUCUUCUCCCUUGGCCCCACCUGUCCCGCCCAGCCUCACCAUCAAGGAAGAGAGUGAAGAGGAGGAAGAAGAGGUGUCUAUUGUGGAUGUGGGAGGCCUUGAGCAGAGGGACAUCGAGCUGGUGAUGGCUCAGGCCAACGUGUCACGAGCCAAGGCCGUCCGUGCACUGAAAAACAACAAGAAUGACAUUGUGAAUGCUAUCAUGGAGCUGACCAUGUGAGCGGUGAGGAUGAUUUGACUCCAAACCCCUCGUCCAGCCUAUAAAGCCUAUAUGCCACUGACUCUUCUGUAUCGCUGCUACUGUAUGUUGCAUCCCCAAUAUCUGCUAAAUAAAGUCUGUUUCAUCGUGG
This is a messenger RNA of Pungitius pungitius (ninespine stickleback), 6834 nucleotides long. It is a transcript of the gene nacad, whose product is annotated as NAC alpha domain containing. The record is from RefSeq and is a predicted model, not a curated record. Gene Ontology annotation, cellular component: cytoplasm; nascent polypeptide-associated complex. Gene Ontology annotation, biological process: protein targeting to membrane. The transcript has 10 exons. The coding region runs from base 177 to 6704 and encodes 2175 amino acids. NCBI's taxonomy places the organism in Eukaryota, Metazoa, Chordata, Actinopteri, Perciformes, Gasterosteidae.